Messenger RNA from Ochlerotatus camptorhynchus, 507 nucleotides. RefSeq lists its product as uncharacterized. Gene Ontology annotation, biological process: septate junction assembly. Gene Ontology annotation, cellular component: plasma membrane. The transcript is spliced from 3 exons. Lineage: Eukaryota; Metazoa; Arthropoda; Insecta; Diptera; Culicidae. The record is from RefSeq and is a predicted model, not a curated record. Bases 1 to 507 code for a protein of 168 amino acids.
AUGCCUGAAAAUAAUAGUACCGUAGUGCCACCGCCAAGGAUUCAUCACCCGCCAGCGACGGUGGUAUCCUGUCCUCACCAUCCGCCGGAUGGGUCCCUACCGCCAACCCUCAGGUCCUCCAGCGGAAAACCACCGAUGUCGAUAAUCAAAUUCCUCGAAUUGUGCCUUGCCACCGCAUGCACCGUGCUGCACUACUACAGCUUCGACGACGGUGAUCUGAUAACGGGAUUCCUGGCGACUGGCACCUUUUGCGGAUACAUCGUCAUCCUGACAACGGUUAUGGUUGGAUACCUCAUGAAAGCCCACGUCCACCGGCGGUUGAAUCUUUUCUACAGCCUGCUGGGAUGUGCCCUAUUUCUCACCGCGGGCGUCUUCAUCAUAGAAGCCUGGGAGCACGCCUUCCGGACGCGAACCCGAGACCUGGCCAUCACCAAGGGGUCGGUUGCCAUCAUCAACGGAGUCAUCUUCCUGAUGGAUACGAUUUUCACCUUUCGCGAACGGAAGUAG